Molecule: messenger RNA, 2505 nt
Organism: Seriola aureovittata
Lineage: Eukaryota; Metazoa; Chordata; Actinopteri; Carangiformes; Carangidae
Gene: c6h1orf52
Product: chromosome 6 C1orf52 homolog
Exons: 3
Coding region: 141-797 (218 amino acids)
Source: RefSeq, a predicted model, not a curated record
UUUAGGAGGCUGAUUUAAAAUGGAGUAGAGUCCAGUGGUACGAAUUCAACCGAAUUAGGUUCAGCAGCUGUAUUUUCAUCUUUACGUGUUUUUGAAAUUAACGGGGUUUGACUAAUUAGAAAAUUAGUAACUAUAGCACAAUGUCAGAAGAAAAGAAGUCCGGUUCUUUGGGUUUCUUUUCGAGCUACGACGAUUUGAGCGACAGUAGCGACUCAGACGAGGAGGGAGACGGUCGGAAGAAGAAACCGGUGACAGACGCUCCUGGAAGCGGAGCCGAGUCCUCCCAACACGGGACCAAACGAGGGGCCGGUGGAGCUCCUUUACCCAAACCUGAUGACCUCUUCAGCUCCGUGUCCAAGCCUGCUUUUCUCUACAACCCACUGAACAAGCAGAUAGACUGGGAGAGUCUGACGGUCAAAGCUCCUGAAGAGCCUGCCAGAGAGUUUAAGCCAUGGAAGACAAAUGCUGUGCCCCCUCCUGAGAGCUACACUGCAGAGCCAGAGAAGAAGAAGGGACCUCCUCCAGGUAUGGACAUGGCUAUAAAAUGGUCCAAUGUGUAUGAGGACAAUGGGGAAGACGCGCCGCAGCCUUACACUGGCAACGCCCAGUUCCUACCUGCAGAGGAGCAACCGUCAGACUCAGAUGAGGAUUCAGACAAAGGAUCCCUCUCUGCCAAGAAACGUCGAGUGGAGACCUUCCAACAGAAGGAGAAGAGGAAGAGGGACAUGGGACAAGCCACCUCUGACAAGAACUUCGUAGAAGAAGAAAAAAGGAUCCUCAGGCAAAAGAUCGAGUGAGGCCUGAGCUGCCUGCAACAAGGCAUCGGUGUCUAAUUUAAACAUUUUAUUUCAGCUGGUAACGUCCAGCGACAUUAGCACAGUGGUGAAGUAGGUGGUUUGCUACAAAGAUGCGCAACCAUUUUACCUAUAUGUUGACACACCGUAAUGCAUAAUUGCAAUAUUGUAGUAUAUGUUCUGUUUUCAAAUGACUGUCAGCACAAUUGAAAGACAAGGCCAAGAGUAUAUCACAGUCUCAGUGCAAAAACUGCAACCUAAGAUCUUAGAUUCUGGCAAAUCCCUGCUGGAUAUUGCCCCAUGUUGAAGGAAAAUUCUGGUGUUUUACAGUCUAGCUCGUAUUUCAAUAGUUUUGACCAUCAACCCUUUUAUUUUUCACUAAUUUCUUGCUCUCUUCCGUAGAGACUGCGAUGAGGAAUAUCACUAAAUACAGUUUUACAUUGUGCAGAGAGCACUGGGCAUUAUCAAACAAGUGAUCAGACAGAUUAGGUCCCAGUUUGCCAUCACCUUUGUUUUAAUUCAGAAUAUGUAGUUUAGACAACUGGGUGAAAUGGGACAUUGAAUUGUUGUAAAACGCUGCAGUCUUCCUUUAAAUGAGGGUUUAGCCAUCCUGCUGUGACACAUUAAAUAUUAAGUGUGGUCAUUUGGCUUUGUCUCUUUUUUAUUUAAUUACUUAAAAAGCAAUGACGUUUUGCUGUGGUGGUUUUCUUGGUCUGUGUUUGUGGUUUGUCUUGUAUUAUCCUAAUUAUCUAUUCACCACUGAACUUUGACUGUUCUUGUGUUAAUACAGUGACUUUCCUUUAAAAAUGUGAUUAAAAUUACUGUAAAUAAGUUUGAAAUAGUCCUUUUUCACUGCAGACAUUUUGACUUGUGGCAGUAGGAAAAGCACAGUUGUCACUAAGAGAAUUAAAAAAUGGUGCUGUUCUUCCUCGUAAGUCAUGACAGUGUGACAGUCAGUCUGCAUGUACAAUUCCAGGACCCUGAAACCAAAGCGGCUAAAUGAAACUCUGCCAUCUUUCAUUUUAUUAUUAUCAGCCAUGACAGUGUGGCUGCUAUUGUUUUUACCACGUGACACUGUGUGUGUGUCAUCAUGGUAAAUUUUGUCCUGGAGACACCAACUGUUGUAGGAACUGCCACAGAGGUGGUUGUUAGUACUUCGGCAGGUGUUUGUGGACAGAUUUUUGUCAGUGCGGUAUCGUCUGUGCAACUGUGCAAGAUAGUCAUGAAAUGUUACGUGUGUGUAGUUGACAUCAAAAUGAAGGCCGAGUCCGAAGAUGUGUGUGGUAUGGCAACAUCUUGACGGGCAUCGUGGCUGAUGGUCUCUAGUUUACACUUGUGUUCUUCAUAAUGUGACAUGUCAAAAUGUCUUCAGUGGAAGGUAUCUGUUACUAUUUAAAACAAGUGCUUGCGCUUCCUACUUAUGGGCACUAGAUGGCGCCCUAAAGCUACACUGGUAUUCACUCCCUUUGUGUUUAUGGUGAAGUGUGCUGUACUUUGUGUAGAUGUUGGCCACCCAAAUCACAACCAGGGUCUGUGUAUGUAAGUAGUGAUUCUGAAGAAGGGAGUGCUGAUCUUCGAUUUGGAAGUUUGUCUCAUCUCAGUUCUCUUGAGAUACUUGAUGCAUACAGACUGUUUAUUCAGUCUCAUGUACCUUGUAUUACACAACACUUUGCGUGUGUUCUGAAAUAAACAAACAUCAGCUUCCUGUUUA